CCGCGUGGUGACGUCAGGCGUCGCAGCGCGGAGGAGGUGGAGGAUGGCGGCGGAGUGCAGAGCGGGGUGACGGGCUGAGAUACCCCAAUGAGGGACUCUGGACACCGCGACUGACUGCUUGAUUCUGUAGGUUGAGUCCUCGCAGACCAAUAUGUAGCAUGCAGGAGCGCGAGUCGACACUUACACGUUUCGGAGACAGACUGCGUUCGCCGUGUUAAUUCAGACUCAUUUCAUGAGGUGCCUGCCCUCCAUUCUGUAACCAUGAGCACCAACGUCGGAAAGGAGAAGGACCCCAAGGAGAAAGAAGCCAAGGUGACGGCCGCUUCCAAGGACCCUAAAGCCGGCAGCGGUCUCGUGAAAGAGACCAAGGAUAAGGACCUCAAGACCAAAGUUAAAGAAUCCAAAGAAGGAAAGAAAGAUGGCGGCGGCGCUCAGCCUGGAGUGGCUUUUUCCGUGGAUAACACGAUUAAACGUCCGAACCCCGCACCCGGCAUGCGUAAGAAGGCCAGCAACGCAGAGGUGAUAAAGGAACUGAAUAAAUGUCGGGAGGAGAACUCCACGCGCCUGGACUUGGCCAAGAAGUCCAUUCACCUUCUGCCGGCUUCCAUCAAGGAGCUGACGCAGCUCACGGAACUUUAUUUAUACAGCAACAAGCUGCAGUCGCUGCCGGCCGAGGUGGGCAGCCUCGUCAACCUGGUGACGCUGGCGCUGAGCGAGAACUCCCUGACCAGCCUGCCCGAGUCUCUGGACAACUUGAAGAAGCUGCGCAUGCUUGACUUGCGACACAACAAACUGAGGGAGAUCCCUCCGGUGGUUUAUAGGCUGAGCUCCCUGACCACGCUCUUCUUACGGUUCAAUCGCCUCACGUCUGUGGAGAAGGACAUCAAAACUCUGUCCAAGUUGACGAUGCUGAGCAUCCGAGAGAACAAGAUCAAGCAGCUGCCUGCGGAGAUCGGUGAAUUGUGUAACCUCAUUACGUUGGACGUGGCUCACAAUCAGCUGGAGCACCUUCCGAAAGAGAUCGGGAACUGCACCCAAAUCACCAACCUGGACCUGCAGCACAACGAGCUCCUGGACCUGCAGGACACCAUAGGGAACCUCUCCAGCCUGAAUCGCCUUGGGCUGCGAUACAACCGACUGUCCGCGAUACCCCGGUCUUUAUCCAAGUGCACCGAGCUGGACGAGCUGAACUUGGAAAACAACAACAUUUCUACGUUACCGGAGGGUCUCCUGUCCAGCCUGGUGAAAGUGACCAGCUUAACCCUCGCCCGGAACUGCUUCCAGUCCUUCCCAGUAGGGGGUCCGCUGCAAUUCUCCACCAUCUACUCGCUUAAUAUGGAGCAUAAUCGCAUUAACAAAAUCCCAUUCGGGAUUUUUUCCAGAGCUAAAUUAUUAAGCAAGCUGAACAUGAAGGACAAUCAGCUGGCCUCUCUCCCUCUGGAUUUUGGGACGUGGACGAGCAUGGUAGAAUUGAACCUGGCCACCAACCAGUUAACCAAAAUCCCCGAGGAUGUCUCUGGAUUGGUAUCCAUCGAGGUCCUCAUUCUGUCCAACAAUCUCCUUAAGAAACUUCCUCACGGCAUCGGGAAUCUCCGCAAGUUACGGGAGCUGGAUCUGGAAGAGAACAAGCUGGAGUGUCUGCCCAACGAGAUCGCGUAUCUGAAAGACCUGCAGAAAUUAGUCCUUACAAAUAACCAGUUGACCACCUUACCGAGAGGCAUCGGGCACCUUACAAACCUAACGCACCUGGGGCUCGGGGAGAACCUCCUCACCCACCUCCCGGAGGAGAUCGGUACGCUGGAGAACUUGGAGGAGCUGUAUCUGAACGAUAACCCCAAUCUGCACGGCUUGCCUUUCGAGCUCGCUCUAUGCAGCAAACUGUCGAUCAUGAGUAUCGAGAACUGCCCCCUCAGCCACCUCCCGCCGCAGAUCGUCGCAGGGGGUCCCUCCUUUAUCAUUCAGUUCCUGAAGAUGCAGGGUCCUUACCGUGCCAUGGUGUAGCGCGAGCCUGACGUCCUCACACUGUACAAACCCGCAUUCAUGUUGUGUUCAAACAUAUAUCUGUAUCUAGGCCGGGAUGUGGAUAUAGAUCUAUGAAUUCUAUAUAUAUGUACAUGUACCGACACGCCGAUUAUUGAGACUGCAUUAUGUGUUUCUGCUAAUAGAGGAAUCAUAGCCAUUUAGACUUUUUUUUAUUAUUAUUAUUACGUAAACAAUAUUUGCUUUGUCCGAGCAUUUUCUUUGCUGAGUUUUGUGUCCCCCCUCCCCCCCUUCAUUUGCUCUGUUUAGUUAUUGUGCCCCCAAAUGCCGUUCGGUGCCGAUUGGUUGACAGCGUUGUGACCAGAGCCUGUAGCUGUGUUACAUGGGACGUUUUGCCAUUUAGCAGGUCAGCGCCUGCCUACAUAAAAGGCUUUUCAUCUCUUCCACUGCCCCGUCCCCUCAAAAAAAAAAAAU
Spea bombifrons (plains spadefoot toad) is the source of this 2454-nucleotide messenger RNA. RefSeq names its product SHOC2 leucine rich repeat scaffold protein (gene SHOC2). The transcript has 9 exons. The coding region runs from base 262 to 2001 and encodes 579 amino acids. Lineage: Eukaryota; Metazoa; Chordata; Amphibia; Anura; Pelobatidae. Gene Ontology annotation, molecular function: protein binding. The record is from RefSeq and is a predicted model, not a curated record.